This is a messenger RNA of Eufriesea mexicana, 844 nucleotides long. RefSeq names its product GATA zinc finger domain-containing protein 1. The record is from RefSeq and is a predicted model, not a curated record. NCBI's taxonomy places the organism in Eukaryota, Metazoa, Arthropoda, Insecta, Hymenoptera, Apidae. The transcript is spliced from 3 exons. Gene Ontology annotation, molecular function: sequence-specific DNA binding; zinc ion binding. Gene Ontology annotation, cellular component: nucleus. Gene Ontology annotation, biological process: chromatin organization; regulation of DNA-templated transcription. The coding region runs from base 138 to 830 and encodes 230 amino acids.
UAUAAUACUAUGUAUAACCAAAAUGAUAUUCAGUGGAAUCCAAGUGACGAAAAGAUCGAAACACAAAUUAAAAUGAAUAUUUGAUGACUGAUUAUUGAUAAAUAAAUAAUUAAUGAGAUUGAACUGAUUAAAAUUCGAUGCCUCUCGGCAAUAAACCCGAAUGUGUCAAGUGUGGGACUCGAGAAACCCCACUUUGGCAUUCAACCGAAACCGGUAACCUUUGCAAUGACUGUCUUGAAGAAGAGAGAAAUUCUGAAGCGAAUUCAAACAUAAAAAACGAAGACGAAGAUAAAGGGGGAUCAUUAAAACCUACUAGAAGAAGUACAAGGAUUACAAGAUAUUGUAAUUCUAAAUCAGUUCCACACAAAAUUAUACCUAAGGGAAAAGGAAGAAGAAAUUUAUUCAAAAAAACUCCGGUUAAAGCACCAACAGCUACAGCAACCCCUGUUACAAGUAAUUAUGUAUUUUAUAAAGGCACUUAUUUCCAAAUAGGUGAUAUAGUUUCUAUGCAGGAUAUUGAUGGAGGAAUUUAUUAUGCUCAAAUUCGUGGUUUACUCACAGAUCAAUAUUGUGAAAAGAGUGCUGCUGUUACUUGGCUUUUACCAACCAGUGCAAGUCCACCACCUGAUGAAGGAUUUAGUCCAGAGACAUAUAUUAUAGGACCAGAAGAAGAUCUUCCACGCAAAUUGGAAUGCAUGGAAUUUGUAAUGCAUGCUCCAUCAGAUUAUUACAAAUUAAAAAAUACAUCAUAUCCACCAUCACUUACAGAACGGGGUAGUGGAUAUAUAUGGACUACUCUUAGAAAUGAAAUUGCUACAUCGAAAAAAUGAACUUUUAUUUUUAA